AUGGUGCUUAAAGUCCUUGCAGUGGCAGUCAAUGCCAUGCUCCCAUCCAAAUACUACGUGCACGCGUUCAUUUCAAUCCUUGUCAUUGUAGUGGUUCGCGCAUUUGCACGAGGGCGCACAACGAACCGUGAACGGGACAUGCAUGCCAGGGUAGUCCUCCUUACAGGAGGGUUCACUCCGUUAGGCCUAACGCUCAUGCAGAACCUUGCUCAGCGAGGCGUACAUAUCAUUGCUCUUUCUCCCAAGCCAGUCCAAGACUCUGAAGUAGAAAUUCUCAUAAAUCUCUUGCGAUCGACCACCAAGAACGACCAGAUAUUCGCAGACGAGUGUGAUCUGACAUCUGCUUCUUCCGUCCGUUCUUUUUGCUCCCGUUUCCUUACAGCAAAGGAGACUAGACUAGAUGCUAUCAUAUUUGCACACGAGUACCAGCAGCUAGGCUCCAUGAUCGAUCGCCAGAAUUCCGUUGUACUAACCCAGGAAAGACAAAACGCUUCAUUAGCAUCAUUCUUAAUUCUCACUCUUCUACUUCCCGUCCUCCUUGUUGCGCCCGCCGAACGCGACAUACGCAUCAUCAACGUCGUGAACCCUUUCUACGCAGCCGCCGCACCCUCUUUUUCCCCAACGUCCAAGCCAUCUCCAUCAUCCUCUCUCUUUCACCAAGAAGGCUGGCGCUCCCUUCAGAUGGUCAUUUUUACCCGCCACCUCCAGCGUGUCCUCGAUGCACUACCAUCUGGAGGGCAAGUACCGAAGACAGACGACUCCACUAUCCACGUUGUCAGCGACAAGUUGCAAAAGUCCAACAUUGUCGCCGUAUCCGUAUGUCCCGGACUCUCUAGAUCAGAUACCAUCGCACCGCUGUUGAAUGCAGUUCGUGGACCGAAUCAAUCCACAUUUGGCAUUGCUCUGUACAUACUCCUUCAACCGUUCCUUCGCCUUCUCACAAAAUCCACGACAUCUGCUAUGCAGUCCGUCCUACAUGUACUUUUUCUCCCAACACCUUUUAAGAGCAAUGCCCGCCAAGGCACAAAUGAUCCAGAAGAAGUGCUCAAGGCAGGCGCACUCUACCGCGAGUGUGCGGUUGUUAACUUGCGGAUACCAAGCCCUGCAAUGGCUGACGCUGACGAUGCGCAGGUACCGGACGAUGGGGAAUUGGGGGGCGUGCAUCUUGGUCAAGCAGUGUGGGAGGGCCUCGAGGGUGCGUUGAAGGAGUGGGAGAAAGUGGGCCUGCAAGGCGAUGAGAAGGCUAGGUGUGAUGAUGGUCUGUCGGUUGAUACCCCGAGCAGUUAGAGGUGGGUGAAUUUGGUUGGUUGGUCUAAGACGAUGCUGAUCAUGGAUGGAUGUAGGAUGCGGACUUGUGUAUAUUAGAUUAGGGGGAAUACCAUCUUACUUGGAUAUCAUCGCUCCAUCUUUAUGGAAUAUCCUGUAUUCGGGAAUAUUUACUACUGCUGCGGCAUCACUCCCUGCUAUGGCUCACAUAAUCAAAUUUGUACAACACGAUACCUCGUGAGUUAUCUAUGCUCCCUGUGUUUCGUGGAGUGAUAUGUUCUGGUUAAUGCACAUGCGUGUGCAUAGUGGAGCGUAGAUGCACCAGGAAGUUGCUAGCCAGUACUCAGAGUUGGGCGAAAGGGAAAGUCAAGCCAUUCAUCAAUCUGAGCCUCGAGUACCUUGUU
This is a messenger RNA of Suillus bovinus, 1670 nucleotides long. RefSeq lists its product as uncharacterized. The coding region runs from base 1 to 1287 and encodes 428 amino acids. NCBI's taxonomy places the organism in Eukaryota, Fungi, Basidiomycota, Agaricomycetes, Boletales, Suillaceae. The record is from RefSeq and is a predicted model, not a curated record. The transcript is spliced from 3 exons.